Messenger RNA from Rhopilema esculentum, 589 nucleotides. RefSeq names its product small ribosomal subunit protein eS26. Lineage: Eukaryota; Metazoa; Cnidaria; Scyphozoa; Rhizostomeae; Rhizostomatidae. The record is from RefSeq and is a predicted model, not a curated record. Gene Ontology annotation, biological process: translation. Gene Ontology annotation, molecular function: structural constituent of ribosome; mRNA binding. Gene Ontology annotation, cellular component: ribosome; cytosolic small ribosomal subunit.
CCACAUGUGAUCGAGGAGGAAUGUGCCCGAAACAUCAUGGACAGCGGAUUUAGUUUGCGCAUGCUCAGAAGCGUACAAGGAGGACCAUUCUUGCCAUGCGUAUCCUUUGCAAUCCCAAGUCGUGUAAAGAUGACUCAGAAGAGAAGGAACAACGGGCGAUCUAAACACGGCCGCGGCCAUGUCCGCUAUGUCAGGUGCACAAACUGUGCCAGAUGUGUGCCAAAAGACAAGGCCAUCAAGAAGUUUGUUAUCAGAAAUAUUGUUGAACAAGCUGCUGUAAAUGACUUGAAGGAAGCAUCAGUUUAUGCAACAAGUGGAAAUGAUGCAGCAUACAUUCUGCCAAAGUUAUAUGCAAAACUCAUGUACUGUGUGAGCUGUGCCAUUCACUCAAAGGUUGUAAGGAACAGAUCAAAGACUGACCGAAGAAUUAGGACGCCACCCCCAAGAUUCCAGCCAAAGGAUCGUCCUCCAAGACCUGCACCAGGUGGUGCACCAAGACCCAUGGGAACUGGUGCUACUGGUGGUGCUGCAGCCUUUGGAAAAAGUUAGAUAUAAAAAAAUUGAAUUCAUGAUAUGAUCUCUUUCAAAA